Molecule: messenger RNA, 1739 nt
Organism: Tetrahymena thermophila SB210
Lineage: Eukaryota; Ciliophora; Oligohymenophorea; Hymenostomatida; Tetrahymenidae
Exons: 9
Source: RefSeq, a predicted model, not a curated record
UUAUUUAAUCUUAAUUUUUUACCAAAUAGAAACUUGAAAGUAUAUCAGAGUAUCAGAAAUCAAACACAAAAUAGAAUAAAUAAAAAUUUAUAGAUUGCUUUUAGAUGAAUGCUUAUUCAAUAUGUUUAAAUGAUUCUUGCAAAAAUAAUUUAAUAUUAUAAAAGGAUAACUAAACAAUUUAGAAUUGUAUUGAUAGUUCUCAUAGGCUUAUAAAAUCUUAAGAUCUUAUAGAAAAUGCAUAAUGUUCCAUCAAAGUCUUUUCAUAAGCUCUAGAUUUGUUGAAGGAAUCCUACAUUUUUAAUGAAUAACCAGGAUUGUCAAACAUAAACGUGUAAAAUAUUUCAGCUAAAAUCAAGUAGGAGUUGGAGUAAUCAAUUAAAUAUUCUCAUGAAUCAAUAAAUUGUAUUCAAAAUGGAUUUAUUAGCUAGUAGUUUUUGAAGUAGCUACUUUACAUUGAUAUGGAAGGAAAUAUAACAAACAUAUAAUUCGAAAGAAUUAAAGCCCUAACUUCUCUUCUUUAGCAAAUAAAUUCAAGAAAAUGUAGCAUAAAUUAAUUUAAUUGCUAAGAUCUUAUCUAAGAAGUAGAUUAGAAACAUAUCUAAAUAUUAUCUAUAGAUAUUUAGGUGCCUAUUAUAAGUUUUAUAAAUAGAAUUACAGUAUAUGCUUUACUACCAUCUAUUUAAACCCUUUAUCUCUCUAUAAUGCACUAAUAAUUAACUGAAUAAGAAAACAAUACUCUCUGCCAUUUUAUAGCAAUAUAGACUUCUCUAAAAAGGCUUCGUUUACAAAUUAUGAUAGGUCUAUAGUAUUAUAAUCAUUUAAAAAAUAUAAUUUAGUCUUUAGUUAUAAAUAGGAGCAUUAAAUAUUUAACUCUAGAUUAGAGUUGUGGGGUCUUGCCUCUAUAAAUAUUUGUCCAUCUUGCACACCUCAUAAAAUACAACUAAAAUAUUAAGGAAUUAAAAUUGUUGUUUGAUUUCACUAAAUUCUAGGUACCACAUACAGAUUUACAAAGCUUAAUAGCAAUAUUUUUAGAACUAGAGAAGUCGAAAUCAAUAAAUUAUUUUUAUGGCUACUUCAAUAGCUUAAAGCCUUAUAGUACUACCCAUCUAGGUGAUCAAAUUGUAUAACUCUUAGCUAAAAAUAAAGUAAUUUAGGAAUUCUGCUUAGAAACAACCUCUAUUAAAUACAACUUGAACAAAAUAUCUUAAGGUCUUAGGCUCAACGAAGGACUUUAAUAUUUCAAUUUAACAAGCAAUGAUGAUUAUGAAAUAGAUGAUGUGGUAACGCUUUGUAAGGCAGCUGAAGAUAGAAUGCUAAAUUCUACUUUGAGAUAUUUCAAUUCUUACAGCUAUGUCAUACCUUAUGAAUACAAAUCUAAAUUUAAAAUUUUAACUGAAUAUUAAAAUUUUAGAUACUAGGCACUAUUUUACAUAUUAGCUUAUAAAAAGCAUUUUGCUCCCUAUAUAAUUUAUAAUCCUUACAUAUAGUACAUUGACCUCUUUGUAAAUUGAAAUUUUUGUUUAAAAUUUGUAAUUUAGUAAAUAUAAUAAAAUUUUUGUUAGCUUUAAAAGUAAGUAGGAUACUAAUAGAAUUAAUUUUUAAUAAAUCAAAUUAGGAUAUUACAGCUCAUAAUUAUAAUUAUAAUAAUAAUUUAAAAUUUUGUUUUUCUUAUCUAUUUAUUUAUUUCUAUGUUUUUUUCUAUUUUUAAAUAUUCGCUUGCCAAUAUAAAUAAACACUAC